AUGCUCGUAAAGUCACAGGCGGCAGCUGCUGCUGCUGCUGCUCCACGAUGGGCACGCGCACUCUCAGCAACUGCACCCACAAGAGACGCCUCUGCAACCACGUCUGCGGCACCACCACGAGCUACCCCUCGGGCCGCGCCAUUGCCGACUCGUUCCGUCCUCGAAGUGUCUGGCCCAGACGCACAAAAGUUCCUCAAGGGCCAGAUGUGCAAGGACGUAGAGUCCCUCGGCGGCGGCUACAGCGGUUUUCUGAACGCAAGUGGCCGCGUGCUGCACACUGUCUUUUCCAUCCCGACCGAGCCGACGAAGUACCUCAUUGCGCACGACAGCGGCCCAGACCAGCCCUCACCACUGGACAAGCUCCUCCCGCCGUUCCGUCUGCGCUCCAAGGUCCGUAUCCGCGACGUCAGCGACGCGUGGGACGUCUGGGGCGCAUGGGGAAGCCAGGAUGUCGGUGACUCACCUGCCCCGACGGCGACAUGGCGGUUUGGCAGUGGCGGCGCCGCGGAGCGCCUGUGGACGUGGGAGGACGGCGAGCGCGCGUCGCUCAACCUCGCAGACGGCGAGGUGGGGUGCUGGGACCUGCGUGCUGGCUGGGGCCAGUAUGGGAUGGGCCGCAAGCUGUUUGUGCCAAAGGGCCAGAAGCCGUCUCUACUGGCACACCAUGACCUCGUCACGCCAGACGACUACGACCUCUACCGCAUGUUCCUCGGUGUCCCAGAGGGUUCUGCAGAGAUCGUCCCGGGCACGGCCUUGCCGCUCGAGAGCUGCAUGGACGUCCAAGGCGGCGUCGACUUCCGCAAGGGAUGCUACCUCGGCCAAGAGCUUACUGUGCGCACAUACCACACUGGAGCCACUCGCAAGCGUAUCCUGCCCAUUCGCCUGUUCCCCCUAGAUGGCUCUGCCUCGCCCCUCGCCGCCGUCCCGGCCUCGUACCCCGCCAUGGGCCCCGCCCCGGCCGCGGUAGACAUCACGUACACGCCUCCCCCGACCGCGGCGAGCAAGAAAUCGCGCUCGGCAGGCCGUAUCCUGGCGCUGCACCCGAUGGCGUCCAACGUCGGCCUCGCCCUCGUCCGUCUCGAGUUUGCAGAGCGCGUCUGGGGCCACGGCCUCGACCUCACCGUCGCAGACUAUGCGUCCGGCCUGCACGGAACGCUCACUGCCGAGAUUGACGGCAAACAGUGGGGCGUGUAUGUCGGGCACGGCGAGGCGUACGCGUCUGCACUGGCCCACACGCCUCCCCCUCCCCCGCCAGAGGAGUAA
Apiotrichum porosum is the source of this 1263-nucleotide messenger RNA. RefSeq names its product ccr4 associated factor (gene CAF17). Gene Ontology annotation, molecular function: protein binding. NCBI's taxonomy places the organism in Eukaryota, Fungi, Basidiomycota, Tremellomycetes, Trichosporonales, Trichosporonaceae. Bases 1 to 1263 code for a protein of 420 amino acids. Gene Ontology annotation, cellular component: mitochondrial matrix. The transcript has 4 exons. The record is from RefSeq and is a predicted model, not a curated record.